Messenger RNA from Alosa sapidissima (American shad), 1113 nucleotides. RefSeq names its product fibrinogen alpha chain. Gene Ontology annotation, molecular function: signaling receptor binding. NCBI's taxonomy places the organism in Eukaryota, Metazoa, Chordata, Actinopteri, Clupeiformes, Clupeidae. Gene Ontology annotation, cellular component: fibrinogen complex. The coding region runs from base 179 to 919 and encodes 246 amino acids. The record is from RefSeq and is a predicted model, not a curated record. Gene Ontology annotation, biological process: platelet activation; blood coagulation; protein polymerization. The transcript has 4 exons.
GCUAUCGCAAAGCAAAUAAGUCAAAGCAAAUAAAUAAUGCACAGUACAACAAAAUGUGAAUCCAGGUUAUAGUCAUAGUAUUAUCUAUGUACUUUUCUUAGAACUCUAUGUAUGAAUAAGCACAAGUGUAUGUGUUUCUUUUUGUGUUGUAGAGUGUCAGGCCUUGAAAGGAGACCACAUGCUCCUCCGACCACACUACCGUCACGGCUCUGGUAGCAGUCGCUACAGCCGGUGCCCAGCAAAGCCAUCAUAUUCUCUGUGUUCAGACGACCAGUGGACUGACAAAUGUCCAUCUGGCUGUCGGCUGGACGGUCUGAUAGAUGCCACAGAAACCGACUUCCACAGACGCCUGGGGCAGGUCUGCUCACAGGCUCAGACGUACCAGAGUGCCAUCUCCUCAGCUAUGCUGAUGACCACAGCCAUCUACUACACCCACCGCAAGAUCAUAGUCAAGAACUAUGUUGCUGAGCUGAGAUAUGCAGAGAGGUUUGAGGACCUUCAAAGGAACCUGACGCUACUGCAGAGACGUUCCACAGAGCUCUCCAGAAAACUACACAAGAUACACAGCCUCGUACAGCAGCAGAUUAUCGAUAUGCGACGGAUGGAGGUGGACAUUGACAUCAAACUUCGAGCUUGUCAUGGGUCAUGCAAACACACCUUUGUCCAUCACAUCGACCAUGACGCCUACACAGACAUGGAGAGCCAGCUAGCCAAAUUGAACCCUUUGACUACCAAAAAAGCCAUGUUCCCAGCCGACAUAAGGAAGCUCGUCCUACAGCCAGUGCUCCGUCCUCCCAGCUCCCACUCUUACAGAAGCAUCCCGAUAGUACGCAAGGAGUUCCUAACACAGUUCGAGGACAUCGACUUGAACCAAAUCGUUUUAGAGGAACUUUUCAAUGACUUUGACUUAGAGGACUGAAAAUCAGAUUUUCUCAGCAGUUAGGCAAAGGCUUACUACCUCAUAAGUUGACUGCAUUGUUUGCGUCAAAAAUAUCUUCAUAAACAAGCCAUCGCUCAUUGUCUGUUACCACACAAUCUUUAUUUAUAUCAUAUGUUUACUGUAGAGGUAUGAUGGUGCAUUGCACAUGUUUAAGGAAAGACUCGAAUAAAGUG